Molecule: messenger RNA, 998 nt
Organism: Zootermopsis nevadensis
Lineage: Eukaryota; Metazoa; Arthropoda; Insecta; Blattodea; Termopsidae
Source: RefSeq, a predicted model, not a curated record
UCCAUACAUUUUGUAAAAUUAUUACAGAAAUGUAUUCCUGCUUGACCGUGAAUGCAAUCGUAAGCAUUGGAAAUAUGGCUUUGAGAACUCAAAAUGGAUAUUUUCAUGUGGGAAUACGAAACAUUAUUAACUGUUGGAACUCGCGUUUUUCUACCGACAGGAAGAAUAGGCUUAGCCGUUUCUAUACGUCAUUACAAGGGGCGCCAAAUAUAAAUAACAGAAGUUUGUUUGUAGGUUCACUAGUGUCAGGAAAUAAAUACCAGGUACAAGCAUAUAAAAGUGUUGUGCAGUAUGUACAAAAAGAACACAGAGUAUUGUACAGUGGCUCUACAUCGACAUUAGAAGAAGAAAAAAUACACUCACUGACAGGACCACUAACAAAACUUCAGGCACAAGACUUAAUCAUGCGGUUGACUGGAGAAGAAAGGACGGCACUUCUCACAGCCCUACAGGAGUUUCAGUCAGAGAAAAGAAAAGCUGAAUAUGAAGGUCAGCUGGCUGGUGUGAGGUGGCGGUCAGCGUUUGGUCGUCCCAGCAAACUGCCCUCUCUAGGGGAUGUGGACCCCACUGGAUCUUACUGCACCGUUCCUGACGACUGGCUCGCAAGGAAGUACGUUUCUCUCUACAACGCAGUUCCCUUUGUUGGGUUUGGAUUCCUGGAUAACUUCGUUAUGAUCAUAGCCGGUGACCAGAUUGAGAUGAUGCUUGGUAGUGUCGUGGUGGUGUCCACAAUGGCUGCCGCUGCCUUAGGAAACACAAUUUCAGACGUAAUGGGCAUAGGUUCAGCCUGGUAUGUUGAGAGACUGGCAAUUCGUGUUGGCAUGCAGACACCAAAGCUAUCCCCAAUUCAGUUGGACAUGCCUACUUCCCGACGUGCUGCCAACAUGGGAAGGGCUCUAGGCGUGACACUCGGCUGUUUACUUGGGAUGACGCCACUCUUGUUUCUUGGGAAGAAGAAAGACGAAUCAAAUGAAGAGUCCACAUGAAGUAGUGUGCAG